Molecule: messenger RNA, 957 nt
Organism: Cercopithifilaria johnstoni
Lineage: Eukaryota; Metazoa; Nematoda; Chromadorea; Rhabditida; Onchocercidae
Source: the annotation of a GenBank genome assembly
AUGAGUGAAUUAUAUUCAUUGGAAAGGGAUAGUUUGGUGGGUGCUGAUGUCAUCGUGAAAGGUAAUUCGUAUGAGGUGGUUGUCGAUAUGGCUAAUAAACUUCGUUACAACUUGAUCGACAUUGGUGCUAAUUUGGUGCAUCCUAGUUUCCGAAAUGAUUUAAAUGAGGUUAUUGAAAGAGCUAAACAAGCAGGUUUGUGUAAAAUAAUGGUUACGGGAACAUCGAUAAAAGUGAGCGAGGAAGCCCAAGAAUUGGCGGAGCAAUUCCCAAAUUUUCUCUUCUUUACAGCAGGUGUCCAUCCUCACGAUGCCAAAGGAUUUGAUGAUCAUACGAUAUGUAAGCUAAAUAAACUAUGCAAUGAACCAGGCUGUGUAGCAAUAGGUGAAUGUGGCCUCGAUUUUAAUCGAAAUUUUUCACAACAAGACCAGCAAAGGUUGGUCUUCGAAGAACAGCUUCGAUUAGCUUGUGAUUUGAAGAAACCAUUAUUUAUUCACGAAAGGGAUGCACAUCAGGACAUGAUUGCUACUCUAACCAGGUAUAAGGAGCACUUACCUCCAGUGGUUAUACAUUGCUUCACGGGUAAAGCCUCAGAAGCUGAAACGUAUGUCAAGAUGGGCUGCUAUAUUGGAUUAACUGGUUAUUUGUGGAAAGAUCGGAGCGAUGAUGGUAUAAAGUACGCCUUGCGUAAUUACAAAAUACCACUAGAAAGGGUUGUUUUGGAAACCGAUGCACCUUUUAUGUAUUCCAAAAUUGAUGACAAAAAGAUUCCAGCUGAAAUUCGUAGUCGUAUUACGGGUGAAGCAAGAAGUUUUCAUAAAUUUACAUCAUUCAACAGAAAUGAGCCAUGUGCUUUAGCAGCCAUUUGUGAGCUUAUCGCAGCUUACAUGAAUGAAGAUCCAAUGAAAGUAGCCAAUAUUACCACUGCAAAUGCUAAACAAAUAUAUGGUCUGGAAUAA